Molecule: messenger RNA, 237 nt
Organism: Oikopleura dioica
Lineage: Eukaryota; Metazoa; Chordata; Appendicularia; Copelata; Oikopleuridae
Source: the annotation of a GenBank genome assembly
AUGCCAAUCGGCUGGGACGAUUCAAGCUGCAUCAAGCCAGUUAGCAAGAAGGUGAUCGACCGUGUCGAGUCUUCGAGGAGUAUGAGCCUCGCUGGAAAGAUUUUCUACGCUCCGAGGGCUGGUAAAUGCAAGAGUGUCACAUGUGCAAGUGACUCGUCGAAAUUGCAGAAGCAGCUGAAGUGCAACUGCAAUCCAAAAACUGCCGUCUGUGCCUGGAACAAAUCGCUCGAGUGCUAA